AUGUCUCUACCGAACGGAGGAAGAUUCGCCCCGCCACGUUGCAGGUCAAUGUUGGGUACUCUGAAAUUGCUGCGUGAACUCGAUGGUGCUGAGGCUAUGGGGCCUGGGUCGACCCUGAGGGAACGAGCUGCAUCCUUCUCACAUAGCAGUCGCGUGCCUGAGUUCAUCGAUGGCCCUGUGAAAGUGGCCGCACAGAUGCCCGCGCCAAAUGAAUACGAUGUUGCGACUGCCCAUUCCAAGCUGAAUGAGAGAGGGCGGUAUCCCACCCAGAAGCGAGGACCGGGAAGAUCUUUACGGGGGAGAGGCACCAGCGUAGUAGAUGAGAUAGCAGCAGCUAAGAGGUUUCUGCCGGGGCCUGGGACGUACAACCCUGGCCGUCUUCCUCAGCGACAGAGUCAAGCUGAACCCGUCCCCGAAUUGGGAAGGAAUACUUCUGUCGAGUCUCGGCGGCUUUUUCUAGCGAGGGAAGUGCCGGGGCCUGGGACGUAUGAUGUUCCUGCAACACCAGGAGGUCCGGUGCUGGCCGUUAUGAAGUCGGGCGAGGCUCGAUUGCCUUAUCCGAUGCCUGUGCCGUUCGACUACAACUGUCAAGCAGAUGUAGGUCGGGAGUCUCGAAGAAAAGAUUCGAGCGAUGUUAGCAAGUCGCUGAUGAGGAUGUCCACAGCUUCGUCUAAGCUCAUAGAUAUGCUCACAACUACUCCUAUAGCCGCCCGAGUCGGAACUGCUGAUCAGAUCUACGGCAGGUCCCGUCGACGGAGGAGACCGACUGCUAAAGGCCUCAUUGAUCGAAAGGACCAUGAUCCCAAUUUCGUGGCGCGCGACGUUUCGUCGCCGCAUGUUAUUCAAGCCAAUGUCGAGAGUGAUAUCAUCUCUGAACUUGGUGUGGCGACAUUUGAAGCCUCGGGAGGGAGCCCACAUACAGUGGUGCGGUCUGUGGAGCAGACAGGGCGAGCAAGGCCGGUUGAUGUGGACGUGGAUGGUCAGUCGAAAGCCGCCGUCCCUGAAUGGCACUCCGAGGAGGACUUCGGCGCCACUCAGGAAAAGCAAACUCACAAGUCAGCAGUGGCCGAUGAGCCCGGGAAGGGUAUCUCAUCUAUCGAGAAGAGGCUGGAGGACUGUGAGACUCUCUACUCUACCGAGCUGGCCGGUCAUCUUCGUCGGCCCAAGCCGAAAGGGCUGUUCUUACCGGAGUCGUCUGUGGACAGGAGAAUCGUGAGGAAUGACUGCCAGACGGUCGAUGAUGACGAUUGGCUCGAUUUCCGACACAAGAGGGCAUGGAUCGCAGUCAAGGCCCUUAGUGAGGCUAUGCAGACGUUACUUGACCCCUUGGACACGCCUGUGUUGCUGGACCGGGCUGAGGCUCUAUUGAUGCGCAAGUUGGUGUCGAAGGCGAAGCUAUUAGGGAUGACUCCAGACCAAUGCCAAGCCCUUGUUCGGGAGUUGCCAAAUGCUAUUGCAAAGUGGAAGUCGGAGUUGACCAAGAGCUCCACGUAG
This is a messenger RNA of Perkinsus marinus ATCC 50983, 1494 nucleotides long. RefSeq lists its product as hypothetical. The coding region runs from base 1 to 1494 and encodes 497 amino acids. Lineage: Eukaryota; Perkinsozoa; Perkinsida; Perkinsidae. The record is from RefSeq and is a predicted model, not a curated record. The transcript is spliced from 13 exons.